ACCGGCUUCCGGAAGGCCCUCCUGCGCAUGCGCGGGGGAGGCCGAGGGUCUCUGCCAGGGAAAAUGGGGAAAGUGAGGGGCCUGCGGGCCCGUGUGCACCAGGCUGCCGUGAGGCCGAAGGGGGAGGCCGCGCCUGGCCCUGCGCCCCUUGUCCAGGAGGCGGCCCCUUCGCAGGCCCCGGCUGCCGGAGCCGGGGGGAAGGACUGGGCUUUCGUCAACACUGACGUCUUUGCCAGGACCAAGAUAGACCCCAGUGCCUUGGUGCAGAGCCUGGAGCUGGACGCGAGGAGCGUCACUUCCAUCAGGAGAGGUGCGGAGGCCAAGGCUGUUCUGCCCAAGAAGGAGAAGCUGAAGCUGAGACGGGAGCGGUGGCUGCAGAAAAUCGAAGCCAUCAAGCUGGCCGAGCAGAAGCGCAGAGAGGCACAGCGGCGGAGGGCCACGGCCGUGGUGGGGGACCUGCAGCCCCUGAGGGAUGCCCUGCCUGAGCUGCUGGGGCUCGAGGCCAGCAGCCGGCACCAGGCCCACGGCAGGGCAGGCAGCAAGCCCAGGCCCACCGAGCUCAGCAGGAUGAGCGCAGCCCAGAGACGCCAGCUCCUCGACGAAGAAAGGGCCCGGUUCCGGGAGCUGCUGGCCAGUCCGGCUUACAGAGCCAGCCCCCUGCUGGCCAUCGGGCAGCGGCUGGCGCACCGGAUGCAGCUGGAAGGCGGCAGCGAGCUGUGAACGGACAGGGCAGGCCACGGCUCUCAGGACGCACCUGCCGGCAGAAGCGCCCAGGGAGCAGCCGGCCCCUCAGGAACACGGCCCUGGCCUGGCGGCUGCCCCCAAGCCUCUUGGCAUGGCGGGGGGUGUGGAGACGGUGAGGACCAAUAAAGUGCCCGCAACCUUCCUCUGUGCCCCUCAGGAACACGGCCCUGGCCUGGCGGCUGCCCCCAGGCCUCUUUGGCGUGGCAGGGGGUGUGGAGACGGUGAGGACCAAUAAAGUGCCCGCAACCUUCCUCUGUGCUCCUCAGGAACACGGCCCCGGCCUGGCGGCUGCCCCCAGGCCUCUUUGGCGUGGCAGGGGGUGUGGAGACGGUGAGGACCAAUAAAGUGCCUGCAACCUUCCUCUGUGCUCCUCAGGAACCAUGGCCCUGGCCUGGCGGCUGCCCCCAGGCCUCUUUGGCAUGGCGGGGGUGUGGAGACGGUGAGGACCAAUAAAGUGCCGGCAACCUUCCUCUGUGCCCCGGUGCUCGGGCCGGGCGAGGGGCCCCAAGCCCCGUGCAGAGGGACUCUGUGGGUUUGGGGACUGCAUUUGCUCGACACCUGGGCUUGUCUGGGCUUCACCGCCAUCCCUGAGCCAGCACCGGUGCCUCUGAGGCCAUGACGCAGCUCGCGGUGUUGUUAGUUUAGGGAAGGAAUCUGUCACUGUGCAGGUGACGUGGGCUCUUCUGUGCCCACCGCUAUUCGCCUUCAGCGAGAGUCUUUGCUGUGCCUGGCCCUGGCGGGACCCAUCUCCUGACAGGAGUGCUCGGGCCCCGGGCUGCCCGGCCCUCCCAUCUCAGAGCCCCCCAUCCCUGUGCUCCCCCGCGUCCCCCAGUGUGGAUGGAUCUCGCCACGGCCGCCCGGUCCUGACCCCGUCAUCGUCACCUCCCGCCCCGGGCCUCACCCCUGCGAGCGCUGUUCCUGAGGGUCUGCCCAGCCUGCUGCGAGCUGGGCCCUCAUCCCUGUGUCCUCGGGCCUGCAGAGCAGGGGUCCUCCGCGGGCCCUGCCCAGGAGCCCCGGCUGGCCCACAGCAGGCGGAUUCACGUUCGUUAGGAGCCACUGGGAAGUGGGGUUGGUUGUUGGACUCAGACACAUCACCUGGUAAACCGUCGUUUUCAGGACGUGGAAAGUGAGGGGCUGGCGUGUCCCCAGGCCCUGAGGCCCAGCCGGGCCCCCAGCUCUUUCCCCAGGCACCCCCCUGGGCAGUGAGGCUCACGGGUCCCAGUGCAGCUGUGCUCAUGUGCCCAGGCGCCUCUCGCUCCUGUCCACAAUCAGGCUGCCAGGAGGACAGUCCCCCCGUGGGGGCGGCAGAGCUGUGCAGUGCAGGAGGACAGUCCCACCGUGGGGAUGGCAGAGCUGCGCGAUGUAGGAGGACGAUUCCACAGUGGGGACAGCAGAGCUGUGUGGUACAGGGGGACAGUCCCACCGUGGAGGCAGCAGAGCUGUGCGGUGCAGGAGGACGAUCCCACGGUGGGGAUGGCAGAGCUGUGUGGUACGGGGGGGACAGUCCCCCCGUGGAGGCGGCAGAGCUGUGCAGUGCAGGAGGACGGUCCCACCGUAGGGGCGGCAGGGCUACUCCGUGCAGGAGGACGGUCCCACUGUGGGGAUGGCAGAGCUGUGUGGUACGGGGGGGACAGUCCCCCCGUGGAGGCGGCAGAGCUGUGCAGUGCAGGAGGACGGUCCCACUGUAGGGGCGGCAGGGCUACUCCGUGCAGGAGGACGUUCCACUGUGGGGGUGGCAGGGCUGCGCGGUGCCGACGGUGCUGCAGGACUGGCUGGCCCCAGCAGUGGAGAUGGCUGAGCAGAGACCUAAAAGAGCAGAGGUGGAGGCAGCAGGCGUCCCAUCCACGGAGGCGGACACAGACUGUCCCAGGAAAGUAGCUUGAGAACCUCGGGUGUGGGGGGUGUCACCCUCCCGUCCGAGAGAGCAGGAAGGGCGCGUUCCAGGCGGUCAGGCACCACUCAAGUUAGACUCGGGCAUCAGCGGAGCGCUGCUCCAUGCCAGCCACCACGCAGAGUCGGCCCGUUUUUCCCAGAAACAAGUGGCAUGCGUUGACAGACGCCCUGAAGUGGUCACUCUCCAGGGCCUGCUGUAGGACUUUCCUGUCUUUGUGUGUGUGCAUCUCCUAAUCUUCGUAGAAUGCACACAAAUUCUUUGGUAAUAAUUCUAAGUAAAGGAGUGCUCCAGUUCAGUGGUUUUCACGCUUUUUAAACCCUGGCCAUGUGUUCUUUUUUCAUUUAAAGGGUAAACAGAGCAGAUAAAAGCCUCUUGGGGCCUGGAGGUGCCCUGGCGCCGGCCUACAGGGCCCUGGAGGAGCCCGGCCUGGGACGGUGCCCUCCCGAGACCGACCCAGCAUGUCCUCAUUGCUGGCACACGGGUGGGAGACGGGGGGCACCGCAGAAAGGGCGAGGGAGGCUCGAGUGGUGGGCCCCCGUGGGUCUUGCAGGAAGAGCAGUGUGGGGGGGGGCGCACUUGGCACAGCGGCUCCAAGGAGGCUGCGGGAAUGUCCCUCCCCAGCAGCAGCUGCCUGGGUCCCCCUCCCCUAAGAAAGCACCUGCGCCCCCUUGCCUCCCCCACGCAGGCCCUCACUUUCACAGUGGGAGCAGCCACGAGCCUGGGAGCUGCGUGCCGGUCUCCAGCUGCCGUCCCUGCACUUGGGCAGCCAGACUGUUUCCCGCGGGUCUGGGCCCGGCUCCCUGCCUUGGAGGACUUGCCAAGUGAGAAGUUUCCCAGGGCUGGAGCAGCAAGUCGCCGCCCACCGGGUGGCUUAGAACAACCAGCUUGCUCCCCUGCAGUCCAGGCUGGGAGUCUGGUGUCUCGGAGCUGCACCCCCGAAGGCCGCAGGGAGGGUCCUUUGCUGCUUCUGGUGCUGGCUGCCACAGCCCUUGGUGUCCUUGGCUUGUGGCCACAUUGCGCUCUUGUGUGCCCCUGCGGCCCCCCGAGGAGGGCACCGCUCGAGUUGGGUCAGGGCUCCUGCUCUGGUGUGACCUCCUCUUUCGUGACCGCCCAAAGGCUCCGUUUCCAGGCAGCGAGGUUCCGCGUCUCUGGAGGUGUGGUGCUGGGUGGUGAUGUGAGCACCCGGCCUCUGAGAGCCCCCACCCCACCGCCAGCACAGGCCCGCUGCCCACCCACCCACGUGCCGGGACGUUGCCAACCAAGGUCACGCUGGGAACCGUGAGCUGCUGGGAACCGUGAGCGGAGGGAGGUUGGUGGCGGGGACGCGGCGGGGUGGGGAGCACGGCGUGGACGCAGCUUCCGGGCCUGCGAGUCAGGCCCUGCAGCCGUGCCUGUUGGGGUUCUGUGCUGCUGGAAGCCAAGUCUUGCACAAACACCAGGCGUCUGGCUUCUGGAAUGUUCCCUGUACAGUGAUAACACGGGCGGCAGCCUUGGUCUUGCCCUGGAACGCCGGCAGGUGCUGCUGCCACCAGGCCUCGCCUGCGCGUGGCCGCUCCAGCCUCCCGCGUCCCCGUCCGCCAGAGGCCAGCUUUCCUGGGUGCUGCUGCCAGGCGUGGGGCGCGCGGGUGGAGAUGGUGGGGUGCUGGCCUCCUGUCUCCUGCCGGGAAGGCACAGACCCAGUCACGAUGUUUUUCCUGCGAAGAUGUUAAAGUAAUAAAGGUCAAAAUGGUAAUUGCA
This is a messenger RNA of Microcebus murinus (gray mouse lemur), 4375 nucleotides long. It is a transcript of the gene SLX9, whose product is annotated as SLX9 ribosome biogenesis factor. Gene Ontology annotation, biological process: maturation of SSU-rRNA from tricistronic rRNA transcript (SSU-rRNA, 5.8S rRNA, LSU-rRNA). The record is from RefSeq and is a predicted model, not a curated record. NCBI's taxonomy places the organism in Eukaryota, Metazoa, Chordata, Mammalia, Primates, Cheirogaleidae. Gene Ontology annotation, cellular component: nucleolus; 90S preribosome; preribosome, small subunit precursor.